AUGUUACUAUUCAUGGAGAUACUGUUAAUAGUAUUGCCUAAAAUGAUGUGCAAGAGUCCUAUCCUUCAAUGUGACUUUCGGGAGCCUCUUCCUAUUCGGCACACCUAUCAUCAGCUUGGAGAUAUUAACAUUGCUGGCAUUAUUUCGGCAUUUGUGAUAUUUUCUGACCCCAUUAAGUUAACUCAACAUCCUUCACAGGCAUUUCAUGAGGGAUUUCUAAUAUUUUUUCAGAAUUACCAGCAUAUCCUGGCUUUAGUGUUUACUGUAAAAGAGAUAAAUGAAAAUCCCCAGAUCCUACCCAACAUCACGCUGGGCUUCCACAUUUUUAACAGCAAUUUUAGUCCAAGCCAGACUUUCUUUGCCUCAAUGCUUCUACCUUUCACUCAGGACAAAUUCAUCCCUAACUACAAGUGUGGGAUCACAAAUACCUUGGCUGCAGUCAUUGGGGCACCUGACAUGUCUCUUCACAUGGCAACUGUAUUGGGAAUCUACAAAGUUCCUCAGUUGACCUAUGGCUCUGCUCCAGUCAUAGAUAAAGAGACUCAAGCAGUUUUCUUCCAACAAAUGUUUCCAAAUGAAUCCCACCAAUGUAAGGGCCUCCUGCAGUUAUUGCUGCAUUUUAGAUGGAUCUGGAUUGGAAUUCUUGUAGUAAAGGAUGAGAAAGGAGAGAAAUUCCUCCAAGAGGUACUCCCCACAUUUUCUGAGCAUGGCAUCUGCAUUGAAUUCAUAGCAGAAUUCCCAAAUGGAGCUUUUUACAGUGAUUUGGCUGAAACCAUAGAUGAAGUGCUACAUAUAUACCAUGUUCUCAUGAACAGCACAGCCAAUGUGAUAAUUUUAUAUGGUGAAAUUCAGUCCUUAACAGUUCUGAGAAGUAUCCUCCGGUUUUCAGAAGUGGAUGAUAUACCAAAGAAGGAUAAGAUUUGGCUUAUAACUGCUCAAACAGAUUAUACUUCAACUUCCUUUCAUAAAUCUUGUGAUAUAAAUUUUCUGCACGGUGCUUUAUCCUUUGCAGUUCACACAAUGGAAAUCCAAAACUUCCAGGAAUUUCUUCAAAAUCUAAAUCCAAGCAACAAUCAGAAUGAUCAUUUUCGGAAAGGUUUCUGGGAACAGGCAUUCAGUUGUUUCUUCCCAAACUCAAAAAUGGAGGAGUCUGAGAAGAAAUGCACUGGACAGGAGAAGCUUGAAACCCUUCCUACAUCUGUGUUUGAAACAAGCAUGAGUGGCCAGAGUUAUAAUAUUUACAAUGCGAUGGUUGCUGAACAAGCAGUCAUUAAACAAUCAACACCUGUACAUAAGGGUUGCUAUGCUAUCUCAGUUAUUGUUGUUGCUUUAUUGCCCUUUAAUCCUUCACCCCCUCCACUUCUGGCCUUUAAUGGCAGGAAUCAGGUUCAUUCUUUUCUGAGAAGUGUCAGAUUCAACAACAGUGUUGGUGAAAAGAUCUCCUUUGAUACAAAUGGAGAAUUCAUUGGUGGAUUUGAUAUUAUCAACUGGAUCACAUUCCCAAACCAAUCAUUUCUUAGGGUCAAAGUUGGAGUGAUAGAUCCCACAGCUCUAGCAGGGAAGUUCUUCAAUAUUUCUGUAGAUUCCAUCACAUGGCCAGUAGGCUCUAACAAGGCAUUACCUUUAUCUUUAUGUAAUGAUCCUUGCGAGACAGGACACAGCAAGGCCAAGAAAGAAGGAAAGUUGUUUUGUUGCUAUGAUUGCCAUCUAUGUCCAGACGGGAAAAUAUCAAACGAGAAGGACAUAGAUGACUGCUCUCCAUGUCCAGAAGAUCAAUAUCCAAAUCCCGGGAAAAAUGUGUGCAUUCCAAAGCGGAUCACCUUUUUGUCCUAUGAAGAACCCUUGGGGAUCAGUCUGACUGUUCUUUCUCUUUGCUUUUCUUUAAUGACAGCUUUGGUAAUAACAAUCUUCAUGAAACACAAAGACACUCCCAUCGUCAAAGCCAACAACCGGAAUCUCACUUAUACACUCCUACUUUCUCUUCUCCUCUCUUUCCUUUGUGUCUUUCUAUUUGUUGGGAAGCCCAAUACGAUUGUGUGUCUCUUUCGACAACCAGCUUUUGGCCUCAUCUUUUCUGUGGCGGUUUCUUGUGUCUUAGCCAAAACCUUUGUUGUGGUUCUAGCAUUCAUGGCCACCAAACCCGGUUCCAGAUUGAGGAAAUGGGUUGGGGGAAGGAUGGUCAGUUUCAUUCUUCUAUCCUGCUCCCUUAUUCAAAUAUGUGUUUGUGCUGUGUGGCUGAUAACAUCCCCACCAUAUCCAGAUUUUGAUGCACAUUCAAUACCUGAAGAACUUAUCCUGGAGUGCCAUGAAGACUCAGUCAUGUUCUACUGUGUUUUGGGCUUUAUGGGUUUUCUUGCUCUGCUUAGCUUCUCUGCUGCUUUUCUAGCUAGGAAUUUACCUGACAGUUUCAAUGAAGCCAAAUUCAUCACCUUCAGCAUGUUGGUCUUCUGCAGUGUUUGGUUGUGUUUUAUUCCAACCUAUCUAAGCACACGGGGAAAAUAUACAUUGGCUGUGGAGAUCUUCUCCAUGGUCUCCUCCAGUGCUGGAUUAUUGGUGUGCAUCUUUUCUCCCAAAUGUUUUAUCAUUGUGAUGAGACCUGAGCUUAAUGAUAAACACCAGCUCAUGAAGAGAAAGCUUUAAUAAAUCUUUAUGUUUGCCUGAUAUUCUUUAUAUGUACAUGUUGGGUUACUUCCUCACUUCAACAUUUAAACUAGAGAACAAUGUACAGAGACAGUGAUGCUCUAUGUUGCCCCGUCUUCUGAAGAUUUGGAUAGCUUGGAAGGGUUGAAGUGAUAUGCCUCCAAGAGGUUCAUAUACAAAAAGAAUAUAGAAAAUUAUUAGAAAAUAGAAAAUUAGGAACAUUAUACACAACUUUAGCAGAUAAAAAGAAAGGGGGUAUUGCCAUAUAUGUAAAGGAAAAAAUCAAAUCAAAUCUAAGAUAUGCAGACGACAAAGGUAGAAUUUUGAUGGUGGAAUUAGUGAUAGAACAGAAACAAAUGCUACUUACAGUAAUACAUGUACCCAAUAAAAAUCAACAAGAAUUCUUUACAAAUGUACACAAGAAAUUAGUAGACAUGGACUAUGAAAGGCUUUGUAUGAUUGGGGACUUUAAUUCGGUGGUGGAAGUUGAAAGAGACUAUAAAAGUAAUAAAAAGAAUAAAAAGAAAAGAA
This is a messenger RNA of Pantherophis guttatus, 3171 nucleotides long. Lineage: Eukaryota; Metazoa; Chordata; Lepidosauria; Squamata; Colubridae. The record is from RefSeq and is a predicted model, not a curated record.